This is a messenger RNA of Xiphias gladius (swordfish), 6528 nucleotides long. It is a transcript of the gene mapk4, whose product is annotated as mitogen-activated protein kinase 4. The record is from RefSeq and is a predicted model, not a curated record. Gene Ontology annotation, cellular component: cytoplasm; nucleus. The transcript is spliced from 9 exons. NCBI's taxonomy places the organism in Eukaryota, Metazoa, Chordata, Actinopteri, Istiophoriformes, Xiphiidae. The coding region runs from base 1427 to 3619 and encodes 730 amino acids. Gene Ontology annotation, molecular function: MAP kinase activity; ATP binding. Gene Ontology annotation, biological process: cell surface receptor signaling pathway; protein phosphorylation; intracellular signal transduction.
GAAAGAUGCGGUCGUGCUUCACUUCACACUCGUCCGAGGACCCGUAUCUCUCUCAUCUUUCCCUCGGAUCUUUGUUUCUGGACGGCAGGCUGCGGCUGCGUAGUACUCCGGAGCCGCAGCAGCAACAGCAGCAGCAACAGAUGUGUUGAGCGACGCAGCUAAAAGCAAUAUAUUUCCACAAUGACCACAGCCGGAUGCUAAAAUCCCCACAUUCAUGAGAAGGCAACAGGAAGCAGAUUAUUGGGGGAUUAAACGCAUGCACACAAAGAAGAUACCACAGUUCCAGGAUUUGACCGCUGUCCAACUGCGGAUCUCACUCUGAAUGAACUUAUGUGAAUGGCUGACUGACUUAGACAAUCUGGUAUCAUGGAAGAAGAGGAGGAGCCAACAGAGUCUCAUUGAAUAUAAAGCCCAUGACCCCGCCUCCCUCCACCUGCCUCAGCAUCGAAGGCUUUGACUGGCCGAUGAGGAUUACGGACUUGUAACAAACCGCAGAGUGUGCAGACGGAGAGAGGAGGCAGAGCCGACCGUCCGCCUGUUACUGUCCCAUGAUGCAUCCGCACAUGUAAGAGCAGGAUCAGCCGCGCAGAGGGCUGUUUCUAUGGAUACCCCUGCCCUGGGUAGUAUUAAUAAGACUCACUGAUAUUCUGACUAUCUGUGCAUGAAGAAGAUACAGUGAGAGAUUACAAGUGCAUCCCUGCAGCAUCAGAUAGCAUCUGUGGAGCAGUAUCAGACGAUCAUAAAGUGUUGGGAUGGAAAUGUUGAUGGAAUUUUUUUUUUUUUUUAUAUAUAUUUGAACAUGAACUGUAGUUGCUUUGCCAACACACGUUUAAACCUGUAGCCGCACAAUCACUGACUAAAACAAAUGUUAGAUCUCUUUCCACUUUGUUUCAUAUAUUUUGAUCCCUUCUGAGGUUCAAUUUUUUUGCUCCACUCCUUGUGGACUCCUUUGUCCUAAGCUGCUCAAAGAUCAGUUAAAAUGUGAACAUUAACAACAGAUGGUUUGGUAAAAGGGUGAUUGAAUAAGAAUCUGCCCACACAGGAUUAGAAGAGGAGGUGGAAUGAUGCACAAAAAAACUUCUUCUGUGGCCUGAAGAAAAUUAUUCCUUUUCUAACCUGCUUGCAAUUCUGCCAAAUUCGGCAGGGUUGUAAGAUCAUCCUACUGGAACUUCUCUGGGCCCCUAAAUCCUCUUCCACCAGGCUAGUUUUGGCAUUGAACUUGGGCCUUUUCUACUUGAAAACGGACAUCUACGUGCACCCGCUACCCAAAGAAAAGUGUCUAGUUAAGGUUCUGGACUCACCAGCAAGAUGUGGCAUUAUGUGCAUCAGAUGAUAUCAAAGCAGUUUUAAUUUAGAAAAUUGUCGUACAACGAACUACCUGAAAUCUAUCUAUCAUCUGUCUCUAAUACCUCUAAGCUGAGCUAUCAUGGCCAGGCAGGACACUCCCCUCUUCCUCCACGGCUUUGACCUCAGUGGCCACUUCAUUGACCUUCAACCUCUUGGCACAGGUGUCACCGGCCUGGUACUCUCAGCUGUGGACCAGCGCAAUGGACAGCGCGUGGCAAUCAAAAAGCUGGUGAUGCGUGACGCUGUGACGGUGAAACACGCCCUGCGGGAGGUCAAAAUCACCCACCGGCUGCACCAUGAAAAUGUGGUCCAGGUUCAUGAGGUUUUGGCACCAUAUGGACGGCCACUGCCCCGUGACCCGACCCAGCUCAGUGCCCUGUACAUUGUCCAGGAGUGCAUGGAGACAGAUCUGGCCCGGCUCCUGGAACAAGGACCACUACCCACAGGUCACGCUACUCUGCUGUUCUACCAGCUGCUGAGGGGGCUGAAGUUCAUCCACUCGGCUAACGUCCUGCACAGAGACCUGAAGCCUUCCAACAUUUUCAUCAACUCGGACCAGCUGCUGCUCAAGAUCGGAGACUUUGGGUUGGCCAGGAUAGUCGACCCUCACUAUUCGCAUAAGGGCUAUCUUUCCGAGGGUCUGGUAACUAAGUGGUAUUGUUCCCCCCGUCUGCUCCUGUCCCCCAACAACUAUACUAAGGCCAUAGACAUGUGGGCCGCAGGCUGUAUACUGGCUGAGAUGCUCACUGGACGCAUGCUGUUUGCAGGAGCUCAUGAGCUGGAGCAGAUGCAGCUGAUUCUCGACACAGUGCCAGUGCUGAGAGAGGAGGACAGGCAGGACCUGCUACAGGUGAUGCCUUCAUAUGUGAGUCGUGGAUGGAGAGUCAAGAAACCCUUUUCUGAAUUGCUGCCCGAAGUGGAUGCUCAGGCUGUGGACUUCCUUGAGCGCAUCUUGACCUUUAACCCCAUGGAUCGGCUGACAGCUGAAGCAGCGCUGUGCCAUCCCUUCCUCCAGCAGUACUCCUGUCCAGAGGACGAGCCCACCUCAACACAUCCCUUCCACAUCGAGGACGAACUGGAGGACAGCCUCAUCACCGAGCAGAGCCUCAGCAACAGCAACAGUCAGGCCUCCAGCAUCCACUGGGACAGGUAUGAGAACAGUUUAUCAACAGAUGUGUGCUGGCAGCAGUCAAGCGGGAGGUGCCGCUGCAUGCCCCCUGACCAUAUUACCUCUGACCUGGGAGACACAACAGAGGAUGAGGAGGUGCAGAGGGACCCCCGGGCCAGUUCCACUUCACUAUUAGAGGAGGCUCAGGUCGACCCACGCAAAUAUUCCCACAGUAGCUCAGCUGAACGCUUCCUGGAAAACUCUCCUUCCUCUCUGGAACGGGUCUGUGGUUUGGGGUAUGGGGAACUGGACUGUGGCCGCUCCUGUGAUUACAAAGUGGGCUCACCCUCAUAUCUGGAUAGAAUUGCCUGGAGGGAGGGCAAGCCUCAACACUACUCAGAGCCAAAGCUGAUACUGGAUCUGUCUCACUGGAAGCGCAACACCAACGUCCUCCCUGUACCUGCUGAGCCUAUUGGUGGCAGUGUGGAGGACCUGGGACAGAUGAAGAAGGAGGAAGCAGAAGAGCAGGAAGAGGAGGAGACGGGGGAUUUAUUCCAGGAGAUCUCUCGCUGGGUGCAGAGCACCCAGUCUCGUCUGCACUCGCCCAGUCCCUGUCCGUCUUUGGAGCCGCGUUCACCCUCCUUUUACACCUCCUCUCCCCCUCUCCCUCUCUCCCCAACUGACCUCCCAACUCCCGUCUUCCACUACACAGAAGUUGUGCGGCAACCAUCAGCUGAAUAUGAUGAACACAGGAUAAGCCACCUUCCGCCUGUUACAUCUUCCUAUAAUUCCCUUCCCUCACUUCUCCCCUCAUCUCCCACCUCUCCACUUCCUCCUCAGUCUCCUCGAACAGUUUCUCCCCCCACCUUGCCACUUUUUCUUCCCCCAGAAUCUCCGCCCCUUUCUUCUACCUCCUCCAUUUCUAAGCCAGUAAAUGAAGAAUCCUUGGAGUCCCUUCCUGUCAAGCAGAAAGAGCGGCUCUUCGACCUGGAUGUGUUCAUAUCCCGAGCUCUGAAACUGUGCAGGCAGAAUAAGGAGAAAGCAGACGGGAAGAAAGGAAAAGAGGGAGGGUGGAGGGAAGAAAGCAAAGAGCCGAACAUUAACCAAAAGAUGCCCAGGCUUCCAGAGCACAGGACUCCACCGCCACAGACCCCUAACUCUUGAUGUUGAAUUUCAGCUUCAGGCCCACCACAGUAUAGCAUCAUAAUGGGUAGCCCUUCCAAAUGCUCAUAGUAGUUUGCAUAGUGAGGGGUGCCCAUGGUUGAAUAUGCUGCUUAAACAUUAGACCUUAGUGUUAGCAGCUGUUGUCUUUUUGGUACUACUGCAAUGAUAUGCCACAAACGGUGAAUAAAAGCCCUCCCUUAAGCAAUCCUGCAACUUUGUCAAGAGGUCCUCUCAGGUAAGAAGAGGUCAGAAAGCAUUUGGGUUCAAUGAAAAUAGCCAUGCUUAGCAUUGCAAAUAUCAAGCAGUUGUUUUACAUGAGAAUAUUUAGAAAUAAUCAGCUAAUCAAUGACCAUCGUAUUUUUGGUUUGCUCUCAUUUGUCAGGUUAAAUUUGGGUCAAAAUUUGACUUGAUAGCAACUUAUUCUGUAACAUCUGCAACUGACCAAGAGGGAACAGUCAGUUUGUUAACAAGAGUUAUCCAGGCUAUUGAUAAAAGCAACCUACCGGAGAGGAAUCACUUGGUAUGUUUUAAUUUGGCUGUAGUUUUUUUGUAUGUUUUUUUUUUUUCUGUACAAGAUCUCUUGCUGCGUGUCUGUCAUGCAAUUUCUUGAAAUGUCAGACUGUCUUCCAAAGGUGAUGCUCAACAAAAAAGGGAUGGUGACAUGGGAAAUGCUUCUCCCACAUUUCUCUGAAUGUAUCUGAAUGUCAAUCAGUCAAGUUAUGCUACAUGGUAAACCAUAAGGAUUUUAUUUGUUGCUGUUUUAACACACAGUGACUUAAUGAGCUCUGUCACUGAUACAUUCCUUGUAAACUUGUAUAAAACUGCGUCAUAUUUAAUUCUAAAGUAUAUUUCUCAAGACUGUUGUCUUGAUAUUCUUGUGUCUAAAAUAUUCUUGUUUUCUUCGCUGAAUGCUAGAGCAUUAUUUAUGCUAACUUGGAGUGAGUUGUAUUUUGUUUAAAUGUGGAAUGCUCUAUGGUAAUAAUUUGUGAUUAUUCAGCAAACUACGCUCUAGUUCGAACGUAAAUAGUUUCAUAUCCUGUCUCCCUGAUGCCCCAAACAUGGGCCAUCAUCUGCUGUACACUUAUUGAAAAGAUACUAUCCUCUCUGUACUAGACAGCCAGAUAUCUGGCACCAUUUUUGUCACUUAACUGUUAGCCACAGAGAGCUCUGAUGCAAAAAACGGUAGCCUAUAUUUUGGAGAACGUACGUAGAUCCCUUACAACCUUUGUAGGGCAUGAUUUGUACUCAAAACUUCUCAAUGCUGCCCAGUAACCAUAUUGAUAUAUGGAAGAGAAAAUUAUUAAAGCAUAUAUUUUGAAAUACUUUUCUUUUGUGUGCAGCAUGUUAAGACAGUAGACCCUCAGAAUGUUAUUUUUCCUGGCAUCUGAUGACCCCCGCCGCCCCCAAACAAGUCAAAGUCAGGUAAAAAAUACAGUCAGAAGUUACUAACAGAUGAAGGCUGUUGGCUUGUGUCUCAUACUUUCUCAGUCAAGUACAACUGACAUUCAUUUCACUUGUCAAAGCUCUUAGUGAGUAUAUAGAAAUGGUAAUAAAGUUAUUCUGCUGAGCUAGUGCCAUAAAGAAAUACAGUUAAUUCCAUGUGCCCCUUAUUUUGUAGCCAGAGGGAAUAGGUUUUCGCCAUCCCCGGUUUCACUGAAAUGUAUUGCUCUGCCGUGGCUGUACCAUUUGUGUACAUACAGCCCAUAGAUUACAGUCUGUGGGCUGUGCAUACACAAGGGUAGAGCUAUUGGGAAAUGUCAGAGGCACAAUGCUGAGAUGUAAAAAACACUGCCAGGACAGUUUUGAUGCCCUGAAAUAGGACAUACUUUAUCCAUUUAGUGAUAUUUCAGUUCAGCAUCUGAUACCUAUUCCGACUAGACCAACUUCCAGUUAGUUACAAACAAGUCUUUCAUGCCCUAUUAAAUAUUAAUUUGAGUCCAUAGCAUCCACGCAAGCUGCAUAAGGAUAAAGGUAAAAAAUGUAAUGUUAUAUGUUCUCUUUCCAAAUGGUUUUGCAGCUGUUAACAGUUACUGCACAUAUAACAUGGCUCUAAAAAGGCUGACUUUCAUAAUAUCUACACAUUUUAUACACACUGUAGCGGACAUUUACAGGUUGUGAGCAAAUCAUCACUUGCACAACAUAGUAUGAUUUCCUAAGGAUCGAGCCAUAUGUGAGAAUUGCUAACAGUAAAACCUAUGAUACAGCAAAGCCAGGUAUAUUCUUUUAUAUUCACAGUAGACAUGAAGCACAUUUAGAGUCACUAGCACAUUCAGACAUACAGGUUUUUUCUCAGUGACUACUGAAACUCCACCGCUGUCAAUGUUCAUUUUAAGGUAUUAACCAUACCUGGGCUGGAUUUCUGGGCAAACUGACAGAAGUGUACAAGUCAAGAAAAAAGUGAAAAUUGUCCAUUUUCUGGUCCAGAGCCAUUUAUCUAUUUAUAGAAAUAGAUAAAGGUAGUUAAACUAAUUAAAGGGAUUCUAGUUUUUAACCUAUACAGGUCUAAUGAUCACAUUUUGCAUUAUACUGUUUUCUCUGCAGGUAACCUAAGCCAGCAAUAAUGCAUAACACAAACAUGCUGUAACACAUGUGGUUACUGAAACUAAGUUCAUUCUUUAAAGUGGGUGCAGCAAUGUAGAAAAUGUGCCUCUGUACACCUCAAUGCUUCCAGCUUGAUGAAUGUAACAUAUCCUCUCCCCUCUGCAUGGCUUUCACAACUAUUCAAAUAGCUUAAAAUAUGUUGUUUUUAUUAUGUGUCACUUUGUGAAACAGUCAUAUUUCUGUGGGCUCUUAUUUCUAUUGUACUCACACUUUACAGCGGCAUCAGCUUCUCAUUAGAAAAAGCUGCGACGUUUUUAAAUGCUCAGUAUUGAUUGAUAGUAUCUCUUUUUGCAGUUUCUGUUUUUGCU